GGGGGUGGAGGAGAGGAGGGGGGACACCGGGAAUAGAGGGGGGGGAUCCGGGCCCUGCCACUGCCUCCAAGCCCCCAGCGCCUUGCUGCUGGGGCUGCAGCCCCUCUUGGGUCUCCUCGCUGGGCGUGGGGGGCUUCUGGGCUUUGCUGACCCCCCCCCCCAACUCGUGUAACCGCCCCCCCCCCCGAGCACUGCGUCCCCCUCCCAGCCAACGCAGAACCCCCCCCACUUUGCCCUCCCUCUGGGUUUUCUCCCUGAUCUUUGCACGCAGGCUUUUGGGGCUUUUUUGGGGGGGGUAUCCUUGCUUUAAGCCUCCCCCCUCCCCUCAAUUAUGGGGUGUGUGUGGGGGGGUGAAACAACGGGGGCUGACUCUUGCAGCGCGCCCCCGGCACCAUGUUCGGCUCGUCCCGCGGCGGCGUGCGGGGGGGCCAGGACCAGUUCAGCUGGGAGGACGUCAAAACGGACAAACAGAGGGAAAACUACCUGGGAAACUCCCUGAUGGCCCCGGUGGGCCGCUGGCAGAAGGGCAAGGACCUGACGUGGUACGCCAAGAGCAAGAAGGAGGCCACCCCGCUGUCCCGCGAGGAGGAGCUGGCUGCUGUCCGCCUGGCCGAGCAGGAGGCCAUGAUGGCAGCCCUGGGCUACAAGAACGUGAAGAGGCAGCCGACGGGGCUCAGCAAGGAGGACCUGGCCGAGGUGUGCAAGCGGGACGGCACGGAGCGAGCUGAGAAGGACGUGGACCGGGUGGUGGGCUUGGGCAGCUCCAGCGGCAGCGCCGGCCGGGUGAUGCUCUCCAAGGAGGACAAGGAGGCGGCCAAGAUGGGGCUCUCCGUCUUCACGCAUCAGAAGGUCCCCGGCAGUCCCGAGGCGUCCGGCUCCAAGAGGAAGCAGGACAAGGAGGAGAAGGCGGAGGAGAAGCGGACGGAGAGCGGCAAGAAAGCCAAAAAGGAAAAGAAGAAAAAGAAAAAGAAAAAACACAAGAAGGAGAAGAAAAAGGACAAACACCACAAGCGGGCGGCCUCCCCUUCCUCCUCCUCCUCCUCUCCGGACCGCGACGAGAGACACCACCGCAGGAAAGCCCAGGAGCGCCCUGAGGUGUCAAGACAGCGGCGCUGCCACGACACCACGGACUCCUCCUCCUCCUCUUCCUCCUCCAGCAGCGAGGAAGGCUCGGGCAGGAGCCCCUCGCGCCGCCCGGCCCGCAGGAGGGCACCAUCCCCGCGCCACAAGGGCAGGAAGAGGAGCAGGAGCCGCUCUCCCCGCUCCCGCAGCAGGGCCAGGCAACGCCACGACACCGAUUUGGAUGACUGAGGGGUUUGGGGGGGGGGGAGAAACGCCGGAGAUUUUCUAUUUUUUAAGGUUAUUCUGGAAAUUAAAGCCACGGCUUUGCUGGCACAGCCCGCUCGGGGACUCCGGCACGGGAAAGGGGGAGAAUGGUGGAAAAAAAGGAGGAAAACACCCAGCGGGGGGACCCAGACGCCCUUUUCCUUCUCCACGGGUCCGUUACCCCAAAUUAAAACCCCACAGGCCUGGUGUAGAACUGGAAGCAGCACACGCGUCUUGGGGUUACAGAGAGGGGAUUUGGGUGCAGUUACUGUGGUUUUUUAAUCUUUUUUUUUUUUUUUUCCCUUUUGAUGUCUUCGAGUGCUGGCAAAGCCUUUUUUAAGUUUACGAGCUGCAAAAUAAAGGUGAAGCGGAGGCCGAGCGGGCCCUCUGAUGCUGUGGGUGCUCGUUGGGGGUGCCCCAAGCAGGCUGCUGCUAGGAGACCCCCCACCCCGACCCUAAAUUAUUUGAUUUGGGGAGGUUCAGGCACAAGCCACCACCUUCCCAGCAAAGGGAAAAAAAAUGGAGUGAGGGACGUGCCUUUUUUUGGCUGAGAAACAACCUCUUUGGUUAAAAAGGAAACUACACAAAUUACAAAUACUCCCUCUGAGGGGGAGGAGGAGCGGGAUGGGGUCGGGGCGUUUUACCCCUGCAAGAUUUUAAACCUCAGACCCCAACCAAGGGGGAUUUACGUGAAUCUGUGGGUUUUAAAUCAAAUCCUGGUUGCUGGGGAAGGGCUCAUCUCAACAAGGGCCUCGUUUGUUUAAUUAACGCUGCUUUUUCUUCUGCCCAGGACGGGGCUUUGGGGGCAAAAGCCCCGCGCCCGGUGCUGUUGGCAGCAUUUUGGGGGCUUCGUCAUCCUAGUGGGGUGCUGGUACGGGGUGGGACCAGCCUCGUGUGCACAAGGGGUGCAUUGAGCACAGGGGACACGCGGUGGGUGAUAAAGCCCUUCUGUCCCUGCUGCCACCGCUUAACCCUGCUGCUGCUGCGGGAUUCUGCAUCCUGAGAUGCUUUUUGGGGUGGAAUCCGUAUCCCAAGCCUGUUUUUUCUAUGGGAUCGCUCAUUUGAGGUCACCCUGCUGGGGUUUUUGGGGUCUGGGUGGUGAAUGGUGCCUGCUGGGGGUACCCUGAUGCAGGGUGGGGAUGGUACAACGUGGCCACGCUGCCUGGGGAGGGUUAACAGGAACACGGUCCUGGGAGCUCCGGGCUGAAAAGGGAACUUAAAACCCCAAAGGCUGCACAGAUCCCAGCGUGAGGCCCCACAGGCUGGGGUGGAAAGGGGGUGCAGGAGCCUCAGCCUGUCCCCGCUCGUUCAAAUCUGCCUCCUCCCUGGCCAAAGGGGUGGCUGCAGUCCCUGGGGGACUGAUUCCAACUCCCCCAGCUCUGAUAACAUCAGCACCUUUUAUCAGUGCCCUCCUCUUCCUCCUCCAGGGCCCUUCAGGUUUUUUUUAGGGCCAAGCAGCCCUGAAUACCUGUCCUGCCCAGCAGGGCGUGCGGAGAUCGUGAUUCAGAGCUCCAAAUCCCAGGUGGGACGAAGAGCUUUGGAGGAAUAACCUGACUUACCGGAGUUUUGUAAUUCCCUGGCAGUGUUUGCCCAACGCUGUUUACACUUCACCACCGAGAACACAGCCAGAGCUGAGCCCAGAAUAAACCUGGAGCUGGGCAGAGCAACCACAGCACUCAAAACCUGUAACAGGGCAGCCAGGACCAGAACGAGCCUGGAGAAGGCAGGAGGGCAGUCCCAGAGCAGGCUGUGGAAGGGAAAAAAGGAGUUUUAAAUAAAAGGCAGACUUUGUCCCCAGGGCAGAUCAGCCCCAGAGCUUAUUGUUAAGGAAGAAGCUGCUGGGGGCUGCUCAGGAAGCUCAACAGAUGACCCCAAAGGACGCGAGAAGCAGACGACCACCAUCAGGCACCAGGAUGCACAAGACUGCCGCCCGCUUCCUCACUUAAAAAAGGAAAAAAAAAGGUAAAUAUGAGAUCAUAAGUUUUUGUGGAGCUUGAAAUGUGGUUCCAGUUCCAUUUAGCCCUCAGCCAAGCCUAAAAGGGGUGAUACAAAACGACGUGAUACCAGUGCAAGUUUCAUGAAACUUUUUAUUCAACAAGUAUUUCAUUAUGAUUCUGCCAAGAUGAUCAAAUGAACAGCCAGGCAUAAAAAACAUGAAAUAGUUAAGAGAUUUUAUUCUAAUAGCUUUAAUUACAGUGCUUGUUUGUCGAAAUGAAAACUGAAAACAAGUAUACAAAACAGUUGAUUACUAAUCGUGUAUUGAAAGCAAUAAAGGUUUCCACAACACUAAACAAACCAGUUCUGAUAGUUCCUCAAGUUAAAGUUUUAACAGCUCCAGCUUCUUCAGUGUUUAUCAAAAUACAAAAGAAAAAGUAAAGAGGUCGUUUUUUUUUUCGGAUGGCAAAUCUGAACCUUGCAGUAUGAGGGAUGCCACGGGUUUUCACACAUAUACAGAUAUGGGAUUGUUCCAAAAUGGGAUUGAGUACUUCUAGAGUGGAAUGACUCUCCUAACUCUCAUGCUUUUUUUUUUUUUUGUUUUCCCCUAGACACUAUACAUAGAUGUUUGGUGUUUCUCAUGGCAAUUCUUACUUAAGUACAGUACUUUCCGACUAUAGAGCUUAGGACUAGUACAGGCUGUGCUUUCUGUGGAAAAGUUUGCCUUCUGGAGUGGUUUACACGCAAGAAAAGUACAAAACACUUUUUGACAAAUACAACAGGCUAAAAAAAA
Messenger RNA from Anas platyrhynchos (mallard), 4054 nucleotides. It is a transcript of the gene C2H1orf35, whose product is annotated as chromosome 2 C1orf35 homolog. The record is from RefSeq and is a predicted model, not a curated record. NCBI's taxonomy places the organism in Eukaryota, Metazoa, Chordata, Aves, Anseriformes, Anatidae.